UCUAGACCAGCGCUUCUCAAACUUGGCUGCUUUAAGCUAGGCGGACUUCAACUCCCAGAAUUCGUAAAAAGAUCCCAUAAAAGCCCGGCGCUAAACCCCGCCUCGCUGGCGAUGCCUGUCAGUUCGAAGCGAGAGCACAGAGACGUGGACGGACACCCUCUGCCUCCCCCCACCGCUGCCAUAGCAACCCCAGAACAGGCACUUUAGGGACGACCGGCGCGCGGGGGACGUGCCGCCCUUCACACGGGGCCUCCUCGUGCGCGCCGCAGGGGGCUCGCUCUGGUGGUUGGGCCCGCUUGCCACAUCUUGGCGGCCUACGGUCGCGGUGGCUGGACGGGCCCGGGGAAGCGUGAGGCGGGGCUCGGGAACUUCAGUUGGAACUGAACGGGAUUGCAGUAUUGUUUGCCACUGGGCCAUUACCCUCCUUUCUCCCCUCCCCCAUCUCAAAACAACUCUUCCCCCUACUUAUUUUGGCAUUGGGCUUUCUACCUAAUAACAUCAGCAUUCCUAGUGAAUUUUCCCAACUAAAAGUGAAUGUAUGAAUACUUUAAUAACCGACACAUUGGGUGACAUCUGCAGUAUUCAGGAUCCUAAUGAAGCUUUUCAACCUUACCGUGAGGAACGUGGUUUCUCAAGUAUAUUGCGGGCUUAAACUUGCUCCAGCCAAGAAAGAAAGGGCAUACUUUGAAAUGGCACGACCCAGUUCAAAUAUGGCUGAAUUUCGAGAAAUAUUUGCUAAAGCAAAACAUAUAGCAAUUAUCACAGGGGCUGGAAUCAGUGCAGAGAGCGGCGUUCCAACUUUCCGAGGUGCAGGAGGCUUUUGGAGGAAAUGGCAUGCACAAGAACUGGCUACUCCAGAAGCUUUUGCAAGGAAUCCCUCUAGAGUGUGGGAAUUUUAUCAUUACCGUAGAGAAUUAAUGAUGACCAAACAACCAAACCCUGCACACCUUGCCAUAGCAGACUGUGAGACUAAGAUAAGCAAACAAGGCAGGAGUGUUGCGAUCAUCACACAAAACAUUGAUGAACUCCACAAAAGAGCAGGAUCAAAGCAUGUUCUAGAAAUUCAUGGUAGCUUAUUCAAAACCCGAUGCACCAGUUGUAGAAAUGUGGUGGAGAAUUACAACAGUCCAAUCUGUCCUGCCUUAGCUGGAAAAGGUGCUCCAGAUCCUGAAACGGAAGAAGCUACUAUUCCUGCGGGAGAUCUUCCUCGAUGCGAACUGUGCAAUGGCCUCUUGCGACCUCAUGUUGUAUGGUUUGGAGAAACUUUGGAUUCUAAUAUCCUUACAGAGGUUGAAAAAGAACUUGAGAUAUGUGAUCUUUGUUUGGUGAUUGGAACUUCUUCUGUAGUAUAUCCUGCUGCUAUGUUUGCUCCUCAGGUAUCUGCCAGGGGAGUGCCAGUUGCAGAAUUCAACAUGCAAAGCACUCCGGCAACAGAUAAGUUCAGAUUCCAUUUCUCAGGUCCCUGUGGCACUACAUUGCCCCCAGCCCUUGCCUGUGAAGAAACUGAGAUCACUUCUUGAAUAUUUAUGAGAAGUAAGAGAAAAACUAUAAUUGCCAAUGUCAGUAAUGGUGCAAAUGUAAGAGGAACAAGUUCUCCUGUGGAAAACACCUUGCUUGAAACUGAACAAUGGAAUGUCAAGAUGAUGGUGAACAAAAUAAAUCAUGUUUCUCAGAUGACAAGAAUGAGCAGUGAAAAAGGAUGAUGGACAGAGACAUGAAAAGUGGUUAUCACUGUUGGGAAAAAAAUCAUGUGAAUUGAAUGUAUAAAUAUACAAACUGCUCAAAUAUGGUGAAAAGGAUAUUUGUACUUUCAUAGUUUCAGACUGUAUCUUGGAUAAAUGUCAAGAAAAAAGAGAAUGUUACCAUUAUUCAUAUUUCACAAAAUUAUUUUCUGAAAACGGGGUAAAACUGAACAUUUUAAGAAUAAGCUAGCUUUUAAUAGAGCCUACACUCCAAUACUUUUCAGGAAACCAGUAAACAAAAGUAUUCUUUGUUAUAAGAUGAAAUGCCUCAGAUUGUAAGCAAUAUAAAAAUAGAUUAAUAGCUUCAAUUUACAUAUGGUUGCCUACUUCCAUUUCACUUCCAAAGUUGAAUGAAUAUAUGUAUGGACUUAAUUAGUUGUAAUUCUUAGCUGUUCUAAUGCACUAAAAUAAAUCAAUGCCUUUUUAAUUGAUUAAUAACGUUUUGUUGAUCAAAAAAUAAGGCUAUAUUAUGUUAGCAGGUAGCAUAGAGUAGACUGAUUAUAUUCUGCCCCUUAUUAGAGUAACACUAAUAAACACAUUGAAGGGAACUGAGCUUGAUAUAGAGGCCUGCUUGUGCUAUAGGAAAGAAUGGAGAGGUAACAUUUUGCAGCCCCUGGUUCCUCGUGAAAAGCUUUGUGGAAAGUGGAGAACAAGCAGCAAGGUGGCUUCCUGCCCCUUCCUCCUCUUCGGAUGCUCCGCUGGUUUCUUCCACAGUGAGCCGUUCUGAAUGCCUGUAAUAUGCAUUUUUAUAGAGAUGCUAUUAGCCACGGUUGUUCCCCUCCUUUUUAGCAGUCAGUUUGGCUGGGUGAACUGGAAAGAAUAUUUUUCAAAUCCUAAAGUUGCAAGGGGCCAAUCUUGCUCAGUG
This is a messenger RNA of Notechis scutatus (mainland tiger snake), 2607 nucleotides long. RefSeq names its product sirtuin 5 (gene SIRT5). The record is from RefSeq and is a predicted model, not a curated record. Gene Ontology annotation, cellular component: nucleus. Gene Ontology annotation, molecular function: protein-succinyllysine desuccinylase activity; NAD+ binding; histone deacetylase activity, NAD-dependent. Lineage: Eukaryota; Metazoa; Chordata; Lepidosauria; Squamata; Elapidae.